AUGAUCAAAGCAUUAUUUAUUGUAAAUUGUUCAAAUGAUAUUAUUUACCAAAAAAAUUAUGGAAAAACAAUUGAUAAAGGUGUUCUAGUUCCAUUUUAUGAUAAAUUAACUACUAUUCCAAAUUAUAAUAAUAUACCACCAGUAAUCAAUUGUAAUAGUUAUUGUUUAUUCCAUUUUUGUCAUGAAGUUUUCUAUUUUAUUGCUGUUACUGAUAUAGAUGUUUCACCAUUAUUUAUUUCAUCAUUUCUUCAACGAAUUCGUAUUAUAUUAAAAUAUUGUUAUCCAGAUGGAUCAUUUAAUGAUAAUACAUUAAAACAAGAUUAUAUUCGUCUUAUACAAAUUAUGGAUCAACUUGCUGAUGGAGGAUUUCCAUUUAUUACAGAACCAAAUACUAUUGAUGCUCUUCUUAAUGAAAAUACAACAUCUCAAAAAAUAGAAAAAGCAGUUUUAGGAGAAUUAACAGUAAAUUAUGAUAAAGAUGCAUUAGGUUCAAGAACUCUUCCAUGGAGAAAAGAUGGAGUUAUUCAUAAAACAAAUGAAAUUUUAUUUGAUGUUAAUGAACGUAUUUCUACAGUUUUUAAUCUUAUAACAGGAAAAGCAUCAAGAACAGAAGUAUUAGGAGAAGUAAUUUGUAUUUCUUCAUUAAGUGGAAUUCCAGAUAUUACACUUAGAUUUGAAAAUCCACAAAUUAUAGAUGAUGUUUCAUUUCAUCCAUGUAUUAGAAUUGGAAAAUGGGAACAACAAAAAGUUCUUUCUUUUAUUCCACCUGAUGGAAAAUUUACAUUAUUUAAUUAUCGUGUAAGAGGUACUCUUCAAGCACCAAUUAAAUUAGGUGGAUCUAUUAAAUAUACUUCUUCACAAGGAUUAGUUGAAUUAAGUGUUUAUUCAAAUAAUAUUGCAGGAUUUGGAAAUGGUCCAUUAAAAAGUGAAUUAAUUAAUCAACAAGUUAUCAUAGAAUUUCCAGUUUCUGUUACAUCAUGUCAAUUAGUUGUUAAUACUGGAAAAUAUAUUUUUGAUGGAAUAAAACAUGUUUUAAUUUGGAAUAUUGGAAAAAAUGACCCAAAAAUUGUCCCAACUAUUAGUGGUACUGUUAACCGUUCAAUGUAUGAAGAUACUGAUACUUUUACUAAAGUUUCAAUGAAUUUCCAAAUUAUUAAUUAUGCUGCUUCUGGAUUAAGAUUUAAACAUCUUGAAUGUAAUCAACCUUAUCAAGUAAGAAAAGGAGUUAAAUUUACUACUUAUGGAGGAAGAUAUCUCAUUAAAGUUUAA
Molecule: messenger RNA, 1269 nt
Organism: Entamoeba dispar SAW760
Lineage: Eukaryota; Evosea; Mastigamoebida; Endamoebidae
Product: AP-3 complex subunit mu-1, putative
Exons: 4
Coding region: 1-1269 (422 amino acids)
Biological process (GO): endocytosis; intracellular protein transport
Cellular component (GO): clathrin adaptor complex; cytoplasmic vesicle
Source: RefSeq, a predicted model, not a curated record